UUAUGUUAUCUAAUUUAUGAUUAGCUGGCUGUAGCAGACGACAGAUGAAUUAUCCAAUAAAUUUACACAAAAAAAUGAAUCCCUCGGUUCAUAACAAAGAUUUUGAUAGGCGAAAAGUACACAAUUUUCGUCAUGUGACCCAAUUUGUUCGAAUUUCCCGGGAAAUGUUAUGGAAUGUCAUCACCAAUGUAAACAACAUGGCGGCGAGUGCAUUGACUGUGAAUGCUGAUACUGAAUCAGACGAUGAAGAAGGGGCUGAGACCCAAGAAUUAGACAACAAUAUCGGUGGAUCCGAUCUGGAAUUGUCUGAGCUGGACUCUGAGAGUGAUGAUGACAUUCCACUCGCCGAUAUCAUCCCGCUAGCGGGCCUCGUAGACCGCGGAGGUGGAGAUGCUGGACACGCCCACAACGAUCGCCGCUGGACAGCUGAUCUGAAACCUAUACGUGUGAAGGAUUUCGAGGAUAUAGCUGGCCCUACUACCGCACUGGAUGCUGAGAAGAAAGAGCUGGAUUUCUUUCACCUGAUUUUCCCUGAAUCCUUGUACGACAAGCUAGCCCAGCAGACCAACACCUAUGCUGCUAAGCGGAUCCGGGAAAAGGCAGACAGCUCUUGGCAGGCAACUUCGCCCACCGAGAUCAAGACCUUCUUGGGGAUUGUGAUUUUUAUGUCACUGCUGGACCUGCCAACUGCAAAGAUGUACUGGUCAUCUGAUUGGAUGUUUCAAACAUCUUUGCCUACCAUAAUGACCAGACUCAGAUUUGAGAAACUCGCACAGUAUUUUCAUCUGAAUGACUCCACGACAAAUCCCCCAAAAGGCAGCGACGGUCACGACAAGCUCCAUCAUGUCAGGCCAGUCUUAGAUACCAUCCAAGGCACUAUAGCAUCCCAGUACACGUUACACCAGGACUGUGCUAUAGAUGAGGCUAUGAUUGCAUACAAGGGGAGGCUUAGUUUUAAGCAGUAUAUGCCAGCCAAGCCGGUUAAGUUUGGGAUCAAGGUGUGGGAGCGGGCAGAUUCCACCAAUGGCUAUGUCGACAAACUCCAGAUUUACACCGGAAGAGCAGGAAAUGAACAAGGCAAGAGAGAAGUUGGACUUGCUGCUCGAGUUGUGACCGACCUGACCAGAGACAUUGUUGGUAGCAGUCGCCACGUAUAUGUUGACAAUUUCUUCUCCAGUCCCCAGCUGUUUUCUGACUUGCUAAAGGAUGGUCUCUAUGCAUGUGGAACAUGUCGAAUCAAUAGAAAGGGGUUCCCGUCUGGUAUCAGUAAGGAGAAUGUUAAAAAAAGGGAGACUUCACAAUGCUGCAAUCAGGAAACCUGGUGGCCAGUGUCUGGUUUGACAACAAGCCAGUGACAUUUCUGUCGACAAAUGCAGACCCUACUACACUACAUGAGGUGCGUCGCAAAAAUAAAGAUGGUAGUGAGAGAGUUCAACUGGCCCCUUCUGUUGUGAAAAUGUACGGCGACAAUAUGAAUGCUGUGGAUAGAGCUGAUCAACUCCGUAUGCAGUACACCUGUGCCAGAAAGUGCUACAAAUGGUGGAAGUAUGUUUUCUUCUUCUUGCUUGAUACAGCCCUUGUGAAUUCUUUCAUUCUUAUGAAGGAGUCUCCAAGUCACCAGAGGAAAACCAGAACUGGCAGAGUGAAGCAUCUUACCCAGCUGGAAUUCAGAGAAAGGCUAUGUAAACAGUUAAUUGGUGAUACACGUUCUGUCAGAAAACGACGACAGGAUAUUAUAAUAACCGAGCAAGCAAUUAUAUACCACUUGAACCAGAAGUUAGGCCAAUUUUCAUUGUUAAAUGUACUUUGAGGUCAAUAAGUAUAAGGGUUUAUAUCAUCACAUGUAUACAGAGUCAUUUUCAAUUUUAUAAAGUUAACUCUAGAUUUAAGUAUUUUUUUAGAGAAUUUUUUCUCCGAAAAAUCAUAUUAAAAUAGAGUUUUGCAACAUAUUAAAAUAAUUAAACGGAGCGACAAGAUUUUUCUUAAUUAAAAUUUUAAUUGAUUUAGAAAAAUUGUGCAGAUUAGAUUUAAAGCCAUAUUGCUACAUUCCUGUGAUAAGGUGCACACAAUAAUCCGGUUCAUUUUUGAAUAUUUGCAUUGUUUAUUUGUUAUGUUAUUCUUGGAUUGUUUAUUUGUGGUAUUCAUCAAAUGAUACAAAAACAUGUUGAAUA
Pecten maximus is the source of this 2171-nucleotide messenger RNA. Its product is annotated as piggyBac transposable element-derived protein 4-like. Bases 45 to 1355 code for a protein of 436 amino acids. Lineage: Eukaryota; Metazoa; Mollusca; Bivalvia; Pectinida; Pectinidae. The record is from RefSeq and is a predicted model, not a curated record. The transcript is spliced from 4 exons.